Messenger RNA from Ipomoea triloba (trilobed morning glory), 474 nucleotides. RefSeq lists its product as uncharacterized. Gene Ontology annotation, molecular function: zinc ion binding; nucleic acid binding. NCBI's taxonomy places the organism in Eukaryota, Viridiplantae, Streptophyta, Magnoliopsida, Solanales, Convolvulaceae. The transcript has a single exon. The record is from RefSeq and is a predicted model, not a curated record. The coding region runs from base 1 to 474 and encodes 157 amino acids.
AUGGUGCUGCAACAACAAUAUAGAGAGAACGGUUUUACAAAAUAUUCUCAGCUGAUUUCAUGUCUUCUUGUGGCUGAACAAAAUAAUGAGCUGCUGCUGAAAAACCAUGAAGCACACCCUACUAGCUCAAUCCCAUUCCCUGGAGGGAAGGUGUAUCGUAUUAUAAUGACAAUACAAAGGGUCGUGGUCGUGGCUGCAGUUGAAAGCGCGGUCAUGGAAAAUAUCGUGGUUAUAAUCCCGAUAGUUGACAAAAUCGUCGUGGUGGUUACAAUUGCAAGAAUAAAAAUUAUCACCAAAAAUAGGAAAGUGCUAGUGCAAAAACAAGACAAGGAAAAGCGUGGAAAUUAUCCCAAAAAUGCUGAAAGCAUAUGUUAUCGUUGUGGCAUGAAUGGUCAUUGGAAACGCACUUGUCGUACUGCAAAGCACCUUGUGGACCUCUAUCAAGCAUCCUUGAAAGAUAAAGGGAAAAUAUAA